UCACCUUUGAGGCGACAGCCGACAUGGAUGUGUACUACUUCUACAGCUACGGCACUGCAGGAUGGCUGGCUCUACAAGCAGCACCGCUCAUCGCCUCGCCGACAAUGAUAGUCACGCUGCUGAGCCCAGAGGUGCGGGAAGCUACCCCGCUGGAAGUCUACUUCUCCCGCAGCCUGGGCUUCGCACUGCUAGCCAUCGGAGUGCUGCAAGUCCUGCUGACAGGAUCAAUCCCGCUGACGAGUAGAUUGACCGACGCCGGCCCAACAACCACCGACCCCGCGGACCCCAAAGCCCCCUACGCUCUCCCGACCCUCACCAUCACGGCCAUCUUCCACGGCCUCUGCGCCUUCUACGCCUACAUGCUGUGGACCGAGACGGGCAUCGUGUCCUUUAGCCUCGGCGUCGCGGGCAGCGGUUUCUUCUGCUCCGUGGCCGUUUGGUGUAUCCUGUUUGCGAGCUCCGAUGGGAGGAUUAGCAGGAAGACGGGUAUGGAUAAGAGGGUUAGUGGGUGGCCGUUUGAGAAUAAAGUCGAGAAGGAGUGGAGGGGGAAGAAGGGGGACUGAGGAUGGAGGGGUGUCAAGAAACAGAGUCGGGGAUGGGUUGAAGGAUUAAGGAUUGAAAGUGUGCAUGCGGGAGUGGAUUGGGUGUUUGGAUGCUCUGGGUACAGCGAAGGUAUAUAUGUGUAUGCGUAAACGGAGCACUGGCGUGAAUGGGAAUGGAUAUACAAUUAUCGUAUGCAAAUCCAAACAGAAUUAUGAAGCAUUCCCCGGGAACGCUUUGGGUCUCUGCUUCCCGCUUCUCAGCCUGUCUUCGAACAGAGUAUGCUAAAUAAAACAGAAACCAAAGAAACAGUCGU
Messenger RNA from Westerdykella ornata, 856 nucleotides. RefSeq lists its product as uncharacterized. The transcript is spliced from 5 exons. The coding region runs from base 24 to 563 and encodes 179 amino acids. The record is from RefSeq and is a predicted model, not a curated record. NCBI's taxonomy places the organism in Eukaryota, Fungi, Ascomycota, Dothideomycetes, Pleosporales, Sporormiaceae.